Molecule: messenger RNA, 791 nt
Organism: Klebsormidium nitens
Lineage: Eukaryota; Viridiplantae; Streptophyta; Klebsormidiophyceae; Klebsormidiales; Klebsormidiaceae
Source: the annotation of a GenBank genome assembly
GUUAAACUUGCCGGAGAGCACAGCGUCAGCUAGCUGCUAGUGGGAACAAAGAAGGAACAAAGAUAGCUGCCGUUGGUCUCUAAAGCGCUCCUUUGCUGCCUCAAUUGUCCUUUCAUCGCCUCAGUGUUGCUACCUAGGAGACAGGUGCAGCCUACCUAUUUUCCUGCCAAAAGAAAGCCGGAGCGGAAGAGCUUCUCUUGAAGGUCUGCAACACAACUGUAAGCAAGUUUUUAGGGGAAGCAUGACAGACAUGGAAGUUGCGCCGUCGGAGGCAGGACCUUCGGGGGAAGCGAGCGGUUCUGUUGCAAAAAAGGGGAAGCGGUUUGAGAUCAAAAAGUGGAACGCUGUCGCUCUUUGGGCGUGGGACAUUGUGGUUGACAACUGUGCCAUCUGCCGAAACCACAUCAUGGAUCUAUGCAUCGAGUGCCAGGCAAAUCAGGCGAGCGCAACAAGCGAAGAAUGCACAGUCGCGUGGGGAGUCUGCAACCAUGCCUUCCACUUCCACUGCAUCAGUCGUUGGUUGAAGACGCGGCAAGUCUGCCCCCUCGACAACAGCGAAUGGGAGUUCCAGAAGUACGGACGGUGAAUACAUAGGUCGUACGUUUUCAAGGGCGUUCCUUGCAAGCAGCCUGGGGCUUUGGCAAGUCGAGGUCCCCUCUUGCAUCCAGUUCUGCGGAGGCAUCGCGAACCUCACACUUCAAGUCGCUUCUAAAGGCAAACCAACCUGGGUCAAGAAUAACGGACUCUUUGUGUACAACCUGAAGGAUCAAGAUUCGAUGCGCUUUCAUCUU